AUGCCACCCAUUACAGUGCCAUGCUGUGCGCCAUACGUCCCCCCAGUGUUCACCACCAACAGCAAAGACGUGAUUUUCAAAGUUGGCCAUGGUAGUGAAUGUAAGGAGUUUGAAGUGGAAGCGGCGCUCGUGCGGGCUUGUCCUGGAUGCUUCCGCGAUUGGCUUAAAAAGAACCAGAAGAACCCAAACAAGGAAAUGGCAUUACCAGAUGAAAAGCCAGCAGUGUUCUCGGUUUUUGUUGCGUUUCUGAAGACUGGCACGAUUGUCAUCCCCUCCGACGACCAUGAUACGAAGGACGACACGGAUGAAGGCAGAAGCGAAGACAUAGAUAAAGACAUGAAUGAUGACGUAUACGAAGAGAGAAACAGCGACACGGACGACCCACACACCAACACGUAUAUCGACGAAGGCACACAAACCCCCGCCAUCCACAUGCUCAUUCCGCUAUUCACCUUCGCCAAAGACCAUGUCAUCCUCCCCCUUCAUAACGCCAUUCUCUCCACCAUCAUCACCACCACGUCCAUAACCCCCCUCCACACCAUGUACGCAUUCAACCGCCCCGCAUACGACGCUACAUCGCACCCCUCCCCCCUCCGCGAUCUUCUCAUCUGCACCAUCCUCGCGAUCGGCAGCGCCUCAGAAAUGCAAACCAGGCUAGACAUUGUCCCCAAGGAAUUUCUGGCAGAUUGUUUGGGAUUGGCGGCCGAGGUGGAAGGCGUACCUUUUCAAGAGGGAGGCAGACUGGGGAAGCAGGGAUGGUUGGCGGAUAAGGCGGAACGAGUUUGUGCCCAGUACCAUGAUCAUCACGACAGGGAUUCGGAUACGGAUACGGAUGAUGGUAGGAGUGGAAGGAGGCAUAGUCCUAAUCCGAGGGUUUGGCAAAGGUUUUUAGGAAGGGCAAGUAUGAGGAGAGGAAAGGGGUGGCGUAAUGGACCGAGGCCUGGGAGUGGAAUGGUUGGAGGACGAGGUGGGUAUGGAAGAGGUGGGGGGAGGGGAAAGAGCGAGGAGGACGAGUGGAGUUUGUCUGACGAAGUAGAAGACAAAGAGGAUGAUGAGGGGGUUAGGGAAAUGAAGAGGCUAUUCCAGGAGGAGUCUGAUGCGAGGAUGAGGGAUUUGCUAAAGCCCUUGCCGCCGAGAGAGCGGUACUAG
This is a messenger RNA of Pyrenophora tritici-repentis Pt-1C-BFP, 1149 nucleotides long. Lineage: Eukaryota; Fungi; Ascomycota; Dothideomycetes; Pleosporales; Pleosporaceae. The record is from RefSeq and is a predicted model, not a curated record.